Molecule: messenger RNA, 1061 nt
Organism: Orbicella faveolata
Lineage: Eukaryota; Metazoa; Cnidaria; Anthozoa; Scleractinia; Merulinidae
Product: radial spoke head protein 9 homolog
Biological process (GO): cilium movement involved in cell motility; axoneme assembly; motile cilium assembly
Cellular component (GO): radial spoke; axoneme
Source: RefSeq, a predicted model, not a curated record
ACAACGAAAGCGCGGAUAACAAAUCACCACAGAUUCACAGCAGAAUAGUGAAGGUUUUUCAGCAGCAAACAUGGAUGUAGAAGGUCUUCAUAUGUCAAUUGACUACGUAGGAAGUAGUGGUGUUAUUCUGAGUACAGAACAGAAGGCAGCUCUGCAGUCUUCGCUGGUCAUUUUGAAGAGUAAUUACAAGUUUGAUAGAGUGAAAUUUUGGGGCAAGAUUUAUGGAGUGAAGAGCGACUACUUUAUUGUGCAAGGAGUUGGCAAAGAUGAACUGAAGGAUAGGAAAACUCUCUACAGUCAAGACUGUGUGCACUGGGGCUUACUGCCAGUAGUGACAGAAAGCAUGAGACACAACUGCUCAUUUGUGAAGGGACGUUUCACUGGGGACCCUUCAUAUGAAUAUGAACACACCGAGACAAAGAAAGUUGAAAAUCAAGAUGGUGACAAGGUGGAUGGAGCUGAAGAGGAAAACAUUAUUAUGAUCAAAGAAGAGGAUAGGCUGUCAACAACUAUUGAAGCCAUAGAUUAUGAUGUCAGAAUAGUCCCUAGGGGAGCGUACUGCCGCACAGCUCUUGGUACUGUGGGAGUUAACAGAAGUUUUGAAGGCUUAUCAGUGGCAGAUUCAGGCAAGCUUUCCAGCUACUUCCAUUUCCGUGAGCCGUUUCUUCUAACUCAGAAGACUCUUCUUCAGAAGGCUGAGCUGGAUAAAGCUAUAGACUUCCUUGAUCCAAUUGAUACUGAUGUGCCAAAAGGAGGUUCAUGGAGUAUCCAGUUUGAGCGUGGAAGUGGCUUGGUGACUCUUCGCAGCCUACAUUGGCAGGGCUUUGCUUUUUAUCAUGUGCCUGGCACAAGGAAGUAUGGCUCAGUAUAUGUUGGUCUUGGUGUCAAAAAUCUGGACCUGCCUUUCAUGUUGUGAGAGAACACUCUCUCACAAUUUCCAUGUAAUAUAGUGUAUUUAUGAUAUCCACAAAUGAGGAAGAAACUUUUUCAGUUCUAACACGAAUUGUAUUCACCUUUAUUGUAUUCUUUUUAAACCAAUAAAAUAAUAGUGUCAUCCUUGA